AUGGGCGACUCCAGUACCGUAUCGACGACCGGCUUUGGUCCUCUAUGGGCUACAAUAGGAGCUGCUAAUCAAGUUAAUCAACAUAUCGGAUGUACUGCACGAACGGUGAAGCUAGUGUCGAGGAAACAGAUAUUUCUCAUACUGCCGGACCAGGAUGCUAGUGCUGGCUUAGAAGGGGGGAAGGCGGUCCGUAUAUUCCCCUGCUCGAUGAAUCCUCUAGAUAGUCUGCGUCAAUGGCAUGAUGAGGGAGAAGUCCCGGAAAAUGCAGUAGCUCUUUCUUGGGCG
Molecule: messenger RNA, 285 nt
Organism: Perkinsus marinus ATCC 50983
Lineage: Eukaryota; Perkinsozoa; Perkinsida; Perkinsidae
Exons: 3
Source: RefSeq, a predicted model, not a curated record